Messenger RNA from Psylliodes chrysocephalus, 663 nucleotides. The record is from the annotation of a GenBank genome assembly. Lineage: Eukaryota; Metazoa; Arthropoda; Insecta; Coleoptera; Chrysomelidae.
AGAAUAUACCGAAAAAUCGCCGGAAAAAGUAAAAGAAAAUUUAGAUACUAAAUCCAAUGGUAUAGCUAAUUCAGCUGGUAGGCGGGGAUCACUGCAAUUAUGGCAGUUUCUCGUAGCUCUAUUGGACGCCCCGGACGCUAGUGCUGGAUGUAUAGCAUGGACAGGAAGGGGCAUGGAAUUUAAAUUAAUAGAACCAGAAGAGGUAGCCCGGCGUUGGGGGGCACAAAAGAAUCGCCCAGCCAUGAAUUACGAUAAAUUAAGUAGAUCUUUGCGAUAUUAUUAUGAAAAAGGGAUAAUGCAAAAAGUAGCUGGAGAAAGGUAUGUGUAUAAAUUUGUUUGUGAUCCAGAAGCCCUAUUCAAUAUGGCUUACGGAGGCCAUGCCGACAAUAGUAUAAAAUUCCAAUCAGCUGUUCGAUCAGAAAACUCCAGUAUAAAAGUUGAACCACAGCAUCAUCUUGGUUAUACUGAUAUGCUCAAUUUUUAUAACUGUGGCAUUGCACAUUCCUAUCAACAUUUGCAUCCUUACCUGCAAGAUUCCAAACACACACGCUUCACCUAAUUAGUAUAAUUCAUACCUAAAAUAUAAACAGAAAAUGAAAUUUUAAUCUUUAACUUAUAUACCCGUCAAUGUAUCGUAUAAUGUAAAGCAUUAAAAUUUCGAAA